AUGCCAAUGCUGCCUCCUGAAAUCAAAUUUGAACCUUCUAAUGUCACCAGAAAUUCCCUUGACAGUUGUUUUCUUUUUGAGAGAAGUUGGAGGAAAGCAGUUUUAGAAACACAAAAGAUGAGGAAAGAAUACACCACAGCAUUUGGUCUAGAAGAAUUCAAAGAAUGUGUCAAAAUGCCAUAUUUACCAGGAUUGCAAAAUUGCCAAAAAAGUGUAAGUUCCACUCCACUGGAGGUUCAUAAAAGACUCCUGCAUGCUGAUACCGAGAUGCCUCCUGUCAGGUUAAAGAAGACUAAGCCAGCAUGUACUGUGGCACUACUUCAGGAGAAAUCAAAAGAUAGGCUGGGUUCUGGCUUCAGCGAUCCUCUCACUGGAGCACCAUCUCAGUACUUACAGAGACUUUCUAAAAUGGCCAUUUUGGAGUAUGAUACCAUUCGUCAAGAAACAACCAGAAAAUUUAAAAAGAGCAAGAAACAAGAGCCUUGA
This is a messenger RNA of Lagenorhynchus albirostris (white-beaked dolphin), 486 nucleotides long. RefSeq names its product chromosome 17 C8orf89 homolog (gene C17H8orf89). Bases 1 to 486 code for a protein of 161 amino acids. Lineage: Eukaryota; Metazoa; Chordata; Mammalia; Artiodactyla; Delphinidae. The transcript is spliced from 4 exons. The record is from RefSeq and is a predicted model, not a curated record.